Messenger RNA from Durio zibethinus, 1305 nucleotides. Lineage: Eukaryota; Viridiplantae; Streptophyta; Magnoliopsida; Malvales; Malvaceae. The record is from RefSeq and is a predicted model, not a curated record.
AUGGAGUGUCUGGUUUUCGAGGGGAUUAGAGUGAAUGCAGUUAGGACCUCCCGAGGAUUCCUCUUGGUUUACUCUCUGCGUGGUGAUUUGAUUCGUAGACAGAACGCCAUUUCCAUCGAUGAUUCUGUUACAGAAUUCUGUGCUGACUCUUCCAUUUCUUAUCCAAAAACAAACUUAUGGAAUGAAAGCACAAACUGCUGCUCAUGGGGUGGAGUCACUUGCGACAUAGUGACUGGUCAUGUUAUCAGCCUCGACCUUAGUUGCUCUUUUCUUGUUGGCUCUUUUCCUGAAAACAGCAGCCUUUUCCGCCUCCGAGGACUCAAACGACUCAACCUUGCUUACAACCAUUUCAAUGGUUCUAUCCCUUCUGGGUUUAGUCAGUUAAAUCUAGAAGAAUUUCUCUUGAAUGAUAACUCAUUGAGUGGAGCAAUUCCAUCUUGGCUUUUUACUUUGCCAUCUUUAGAAUAUUUAGACCUCAGUCGUAACAGGCUCACCGGUCCAAUCAAUCAGGUUCAAAAGCCUAAUUCAGUUCAGCAUGUGUUUUUGGCCAAUAAUGACAUACACGGUGAAAUACCAAGUUCUUUCUUUGAUCUUGCAAAUCUUACCCGACUUGAUCUUUCAUCAAACAACUUAACUGGCGUCAUCAAGUCAGCUAUGCUUUCAAAGCUCCAAAAUCUUGAAACAGUUGAUCUUUCAAAUAACAAGUUGCUAUCAUUGAAUAGUGACAGUAGUGUUAACUCCACUUUUCAAGAGCUCAAUAUUUUAAAGUUCUCUUCUUGCAACAUAAGCCGAUUCCCGAAUUUCUUACGAUCAGGGAAAAGCUUGAGAGUUCCUGAUCUUUCCUAUAACAAAAUUCAAGGUUCAAUUUUCAAGUGGGAAUCGGAAGGGUGGGAACAAUUGACCACUUUAAAUCUUUCUCACAACCUACUGACGAGUUUUGAGCUAUUUCCAGGGACGAAUCUUGAAAUCCUUGACCUUCGUUACAACCGACUCCAAGGUCCUCUUCUAGCUCCACCACCUUCAUUGCGAGGAUUCUUCAUGUCCAAAAAUCAAUUGACAGGAAAACUCCCUCCUUGGAUUUGUAAUAUGAUUUCACUUGAGAUUCUUGAUUUGUCUAGAAAUAACUUAAGUGGACUUAUCCCAGCGUGCCUUGGAUAUUUCAGCGAUUCUAUCUCAACCAUAAACCUACAGAUGAACAACUUUCAUGGCAAAAUCCCCGAUUACUUUGUUGAGGAUAAUAUGUUGACAAAUCUUGCCCUUAAUGACAACCAAUUGGAAGGGUUUAUUGCCACGAUCCUUGAUUAA